Molecule: messenger RNA, 819 nt
Organism: Drosophila yakuba
Lineage: Eukaryota; Metazoa; Arthropoda; Insecta; Diptera; Drosophilidae
Product: inactive peptidyl-prolyl cis-trans isomerase shutdown
Exons: 2
Coding region: 117-692 (191 amino acids)
Molecular function (GO): protein binding
Source: RefSeq, a predicted model, not a curated record
UCACUGUUCAAAAGCUGCCACCUUUGUUUAAAUCUACUUUUACCUAGCUUGAGUCGUAACAGGAAAUCCAGAAACCACACGCUGUUGUGCCUGUUGAUAUAUAGUAAUAUCGAACAAUGCGCCCCUACAAGCCAGGCGGUUUUGACAGUAAGUCCAGGACCCAUGGCCUCUUCCAUGUGGAUGACAACGACUACUCAAUAAUACCCAAAGUGGAGGAGGACCUGUUCUACGUGAUCUAUCGCAGGGCACAAACUCUGUUCCGGGCAGGAAAAACUUGGAUGAGGCGUUCGCUUUAUCACAGAGCAGGAAACGUUUUUCUGAAAGCGAUAAACUCCUUGAAGAACUGCAGAAUGAGCAGUUUCGAGCAGGAGUGCCAGCAAACUGAUCUGCUGAUCGGCCUCCUCGAAAACUUGAUGGUCUGCUUCAACAAGAUGCGGCGGCCUAAGUGCGUCUGCAAUGCCAUGAAGGAUUUGCGCCGCCUGACCAGAAACAAUCCUUCGUGGUGGGCGCUCUGCCAGGUGGGUCGUGCCCUCGACGCCUUGGGUAAAUACCAUCGUGCCCGUUCGUCCUACAUAAAGGCGCUGAAGAAACGACCCAUGGAGCAGAGCAUUAAGGAGGAGAUUACCAGAAUCAGCAAGCGAAUCGGCGAUCUUGAGGAGACUGAGCGGAUGCUUUCUCAGCUGUCCAUAUAACGCGCUUGAACCAUAUAACGCGUAGAACUGAAGUCCUGAAUCUGAAAAUCUACUGAAUUUAUCAUAAAUCUAGAUGUUAUGCAGAAGCAAUAAUAUAUGAUAAAGAAUAUAUAUAUCUUUAUAUUGA